Molecule: messenger RNA, 2163 nt
Organism: Trypanosoma rangeli
Lineage: Eukaryota; Euglenozoa; Kinetoplastea; Trypanosomatida; Trypanosomatidae
Product: putative pumilio/PUF RNA binding protein 7
Exons: 1
Coding region: 1-2163 (720 amino acids)
Biological process (GO): post-transcriptional regulation of gene expression
Cellular component (GO): cytoplasm
Molecular function (GO): mRNA binding
Source: RefSeq, a predicted model, not a curated record
AUGCCUGGUAUGCGGCUGGACUUUUUGAAAAACUCCUCCCAGAGAGCUGCGACUGGAAAGUCGAUGCCGCUGAAACAGGUGGAGGCGGUCCUCUUAUACGGUAAACCGGAGCAGCGUGCCAAGGUGGUGCAAAAGAUCCUGCCCAACACCUACUCGCUUUGUUUGAGCAAGGCGUCCCACCACCUGCUGCUUACUCUUCUUACGAAGUCUGACGGACUGAUACGGGUGCAGAUGCUCUAUCAUGUACGUCGGAAGAUUAUAGAUCUCUCCUUGUCCCCCGUUGGCAACCUCAUUGUCCAGGAGAUGCUGGUGCGGCUUCCUGUUCAGCAAAAACGGGAGAUUGCGGAAAUGUUUGUGCUUAACGCCGAAGGUGACGAGUUCAGGCGUCUCUGUGAACAUCCCUUUGGGAAUCAUGUGGCGCAGAAAAUCAUGGAGCACACCGCUUCUCGAGAGGUGGUAGAGGAGCGUUUUUUGCCGUAUAUUCCGUCGCUGGCCGUACAUCCCUAUGGGCAACGUGUGGUUGUGAAGUUCAUGGAAUCCACUGAAGAGGGAUGGCGGUCCGUUUCGAAGGCCCUUUUUGCCACUGAUGAGGAGCUUGACGUGAAGGAGGAGAUGAUCAGCACGCUUUUCUGCCCCGCCGAAGACAACAUGACGGUGUCUGCGCUUCUAAAGCAUCCGUUAGUUCCUACGACAGUCAAGGAUGCGAUUUGCGCCCACCUUUGCGAGUUUGCGGCUGAGUACUUGCAGCCGAGAGAGGAGUCAUCGGCUGCUACCGCCACGCCCCAAGCGGGGGAAGACGAGUUUGCCCUGCCCGACUUUGGGAACGCGGCACCAAGAAACAACGUUCACGCCGUCAAGCGUGAGUGUCCACACCACUAUCACGCUUACGUGACUGUCUUUGAGCAUGGUGAUCUUGCGCAAAAGAGGGAGUUAUGGGAAAGUUUACUAGCCGCCCCUGGUCUCAUUGAACGCAUUGUGUCACACAAGACAGCCGUUGCUAUAGCAGUUGCAGCACUCAAGACACUCCCAGAAAGCCAGGAGCGCCUUUGGACUGCGGCAACGGCGACAGAAACAGUGGCUUCAAAUGGGUCGGGGCUUGACAUACUCGACGUGGCACGGGACCCGGCGCGCACCAUGCUGCUUCGUGCGAUGAUAGAGGUUCAUGGGUCCUCACUCACAGCAGACCAUAAGAAACGCCUGGCAGAGGCUGCUCUUGAGCUUUCACAGAACCCUGUCUCCUCACCCGUGCUACAAAAGUUGCUGGAGUGCUUCCCUGAGGAUGUGACCAUCAUGCGGUUGAUGCUGGAAAACAUUAGAGGGGAAUUGAGACAGUUGGUGACGCACAACGCUGCUUCCUAUCUUAUUCAGGCAAUGCUGCAGUACGGUGCUUCCGGCGCGGUGCGUGAGGAGCUUGUGAACGCGCUUCUUGAAGUUUUUUCGGACAUACGUGGGAUGCUCUCUUUCGCACAGGGGACGCGUGUAAUGCAGAAACUUGUUGCUUACGCCUCGGACGAGGUUGUUGUGACUGUUGUCAAUGCCUUGUUGCGCGAAGCAGAGGAGGAAAGAAACAGGGAAAACGCAAUCGAUGAAGCGGAGAAUGUGGAAGAGGAACAGGAAGGCAAAGAGACCGAUGAAGAUGCUGAUGGGGACGGGGAUGAGAACGCCGCCGCCGCCACGGCGAGGCCCUCUCGUCGAGAACAACGCGAAAUAAAUCGCAAAAAACAUUACGAGGUUACCUCUAGGGCUAUAGUCUCGUACGCUCUCCACAACCACGCGUGCUUUGUCAUUCAGGCACUCCUUCGCGAGUGUCGUGGCCGUCAGUUGGAGACUCAGCGCAAGCAGCUGAUGAAUGAACUGAAACCAUUCGUCUUUGAGCUGGCCAUCUCGCCGUGGGCCGGUCGCAUCGUGCUUGAAACAAUGCUCCAAAGCGGAAGUGCAAAGUUGGGCGAAGUCAUGAAGAAUGUCGCCUUUUUGAAGGCCGAGGCGUGGCUCUCCGACGUUCCUGAGAGGAGUAAAUGCACCGGCAGUGGACUGGAUCCCACCAUGCGACAGGCGCUACGACGACACCGCGAGGAAGCCGAGGGUGAGAAACAAGAAGCGGGUGCCGAGGCCGGCACCAAGGCGCCAUCGCGUAAGAAGUUGUACCGCACCCUGAAGAAGUGA